GUCUCAGUGUCGGUGGAUUGCCCGGCAGGCCCGGGACGAACGCAUUCCCAAGGCGCUGGGGAAGGGCCUGGGAAUCGAAUUAUGAAAUGCGGGAGCGUUCUUCUUCAUGGGGAGGGUUUGCGAGGAAUCUGGACCUAAGGAGGAGAAUGGGCGAAUUGGGCAGAGAGAAAAGGAAAUCCCGAGGAGCUAGGGCACGCGAUUUAUAGGAGGCGAUCUUAACGGGCAUACAGGCAUUUUAAAAGAAAUCUGAGAGAUGCAAUGGAGUCUCACUUUUCCAAGCAGUAAGGAAUGAUGCCAGCAGCAAGCACGCGUUGCAUUCCUAUUUCCUUCUCUUCCACUCCUCACUGCUGGACUAGGAGGGAGAUUUGCAAGGCCGAGAUGGUUUUCUUUUACUCGUGUUUUGCAAAUAGUACCAGCGUUUACAAGGUGGCUGCCUCCUUAGGGAAAGCUACAUCCAAGGAAUAAAUUAUCAAACCGUAUCUUUUUUUUUUUUUUUCCUGUUUUCAGAGGGAAGCAAGAUUUGAUUUGAGUUGGCAGUCUUCAAGUGGGGACAAGUUUGUAUUUUAGCUCUCCCCAGGCGUCUUAGAAGGAUGUAGGGAUCCGAUUUUGUGCUCUCAGAAUGUGUUGAUGUCUGAUAAAAGCGCAUCUGAAUUUGUAUCAAUCUAGAGAAGGCAGCUGUUUAUUAAGAGAUAAGAGUCUAAGACGUUUUUUUCUCCUAGACUAGAAGGUUCAUUCAAAUGAAUGGUCAGUGAGUAAUUCCGGUCGUGAAAGUAAAGCCUGUUAUCAAAACAGUGGCCAAAUAUUAUUCCAGAUUGGAUGCAUGAAGUGAUUUGAGAGCAAGGAAGAAGAGAGGAUCAAAGCUUUUCCAAAAAGGAAGAGAAUGCCAAAACAGUAUAUGAUGAUUUGCUCCUGUAAUAGUUUGCUAGUAGUUCACAGCAAAUGUUUUAAUUAAAGCAUGGAAUAUGGAAAUCAGCAGAAAAACUAAAAAAGCUAGUGCUUUAGUCUCAUCCGAAAUUCUGUGGUUUUCCUAGGUUCUCUCCAGACCAAGUCAUCUUGUUGCCUCUUUUCACGAGCUCUGUCACGUGGCUCUUUCAGACUGCCCACCCCUGGGUGCAGAGGCAUGCGUCUUAUAAGCAGUAUAAUGGCAGAAUUUUAAGCCACGUUGAGAAUCUCUUUUAGGAGAAAUUUCAAGCAUUAUUUUUGACUACUACAUACUACUGACUGUUUGGUUGGUGAAAUUGAAGAUCUUUCACUCAGAAGAAAUAAAUCAAGAAGGAGAACCUCAGGCUCGUGUGCUUCUGAGCUGCUGUGGAUGGCCCUGGCUCUCUUGACCACUCUUCCGAGUAGGAUGUCACUGAGAUCCCUCAAAUGGAGCCUCCUGCUGCUAUCCCUCCUGAGUUUUCUUGUGAUGUGGUACCUCAGCCUGCCCCACUACAAUGUGAUAGAACGUGUAAACUGGAUGUACUUCUAUGAGUAUGAGCCAAUUUACAGACAAGACUUUCGCUUCACACUUCGAGAGCAUUCAAACUGCUCUCAUCAAAACCCUUUUCUUGUCAUCCUGGUGACCUCACACCCUUCAGAUGUGAAAGCCAGACAGGCCAUUAGAGUUACUUGGGGUGAAAAAAAAUCUUGGUGGGGAUAUGAGGUUCUUACAUUUUUCUUACUAGGCCAGCCGGCCGAAAAGGAAGACAAAGUGUUAGCAUUGUCCUUAGAGGAUGAGCACAUUCUUUAUGGUGACAUAAUACGACAAGAUUUUUUAGACACAUAUAAUAAUCUGACCUUGAAAACAAUUAUGGCAUUCAGGUGGGUAACUGAGUUUUGCCCCAAUGCCAAGUACAUCAUGAAGACAGACACUGAUGUUUUCAUCAAUACUGGCAACUUAGUGAAGUAUCUUUUAAAUGUAAACCAUUCAGAGAAGUUUUUCACAGGUUAUCCUCUAAUCGAUAAUUAUUCCUAUAGAGGAUUUUACCAAAAAGCCCAUAUUUCAUACCAAGAGUAUCCCUUCAAGGUGUUUCCUCCCUACUGCAGUGGGUUGGGUUAUAUAAUGUCCAGAGAUUUGGUGCCAAGAAUCUAUGAAAUGAUGAGUCACGUAAAACCCAUCAAGUUUGAAGAUGUUUAUGUUGGGAUCUGUUUGAAUUUAUUAAACGUGGACAUCCAUAUUCCAGAAGACACAAACCUUUUCUUUUUAUAUAGGAUCCAUUUGGAUGUCUGUCAACUCAGACGUGUGAUUGCAGCUCAUGGCUUUUCUUCCAAGGAGAUUAUCACAUUUUGGCAGGUUAUGCUAAGGAAUACCACAUGCCAUUAUUAAUUUGACAAAAGCCUAGAGAAAGGAUACUCUGUGGAAAGUAUUAAUAUUACUGUAAAAUGUCCAAUGGAAAACUCAUGGGAAGGUCAUUGUGUUGAGUUACACUGAACUGAGACUCAUGAAGAACGCACAGACUGGGGACUGGAGGGUCACACUUUGAUUUACCUAGACCAAAACCAAGUCAGGCCCUUUAAAGGUGAUUGUAAGAGGAAUUAAACACCUUAUAAAGGAAUCGGGGAUUUUUGUUAAUAAAACAAAUAGGACCAAACUAUUUGAACGUGCCAUUCUGUAGGCUAGAACUUGUUAAAAGGGUUUCAUUGAAUUAUAAGCUCAUUAGUCCAUAACAUCGAAGCAAUGGGGAGCUCUACUCCUUGAGCAGUCUAGUCUGUUAAGGGUUUUGUGUAUAUCUGACAUGGAUUACCAGUUUUUAAAAAUACAUAGUUCUGUGUAAAAAACUGAAGUUACACUGAACAAAAUUUCAUCCGUUUUGGUCAUUCAGAAGGUACUUCAAGAUGUUACAGCAUUUCACAGUUAUGAAUUACUAUUUAAUAUUACUUAGGACUUCCUGGUGUUUGAAUGUUAUGGUUGUUUCAGUACUGUAUAAAGCAAAUAGUGAUGCACCCUUAUCCAUUUGAACUUUUUCCCAGUUACCUCACUGAUGAGCUUAUUAUUUCAUAGCUCCAUUAAUGUAAAGACAUUGGUAAUUAUCACAUAUCAGUAAUCUCUUGGACUUUGAUAAAUAUUUUACUGUGGUAAUACAGAGAAGAAUAAAAGCAAGAAGAUCUGAA
Felis catus (domestic cat) is the source of this 3093-nucleotide messenger RNA. It is a transcript of the gene B3GALNT1, whose product is annotated as beta-1,3-N-acetylgalactosaminyltransferase 1 (globoside blood group). Bases 1313 to 2308 code for a protein of 331 amino acids. Gene Ontology annotation, molecular function: N-acetyl-beta-D-glucosaminide beta-(1,3)-galactosyltransferase activity. NCBI's taxonomy places the organism in Eukaryota, Metazoa, Chordata, Mammalia, Carnivora, Felidae. The transcript is spliced from 6 exons. Gene Ontology annotation, cellular component: membrane. The record is from RefSeq and is a predicted model, not a curated record.